AUGAAAGAUACUCUACUCGUAGCAACUUCUCAGGAUGCAAAUUUUCAAAUAUUUCCACUCGCAUGGGUAGUAGUUGAUUCGGAGAAUGAUGAAUCCUGGACUUGGUUCUUUCAGAAGUUGCGGUUAAUAACAGGUGAUAUGGAUGACCUUGUGAUUAUAUCUGACCGUGCAACGUGCAUCAAAAAUGGAGUUAGAAAUGUGUUUCGAUUUGCUCAUUAUGGUAAUUGUACAUAUCACUUGCAAAAGAACUUGAAGACAAAUUUUCCACGGUGUGAUGUUGCAACUUUGUUUAGGGCAGCGUCAGAGACUUAUACUGUAACCGAAUCUGAGUCCUACAUGGCAGUUCUAUGCAGUAAAAAGGAGGGCAUCAAAGAGUACCUAUUAGAAGAAGAUUUUCAAUGUUGGGCUAGAGCGCAUUUUAUCGGGAUACGUUACAAUAUCAUGACUACAAAUAAUGCGGAAUCUAUAAAUGGUUUGUUGAAGAGUGCUCGAGAACUUCCCAUGGUUGGUUUACUAGAAUAUAUUCGUGGGAUACUACAAAGGUGGUUUUAUGAAAGACAUGUUGAAGCAGAAAAAUGUGUGACCCAACUCACGCCAACAUUAGAGAAAAAGAUGUGCAUGACAUAUAAUGAGUCAAAUGGGUUGGAGGUAAAUCAGGUUUCUCCGGACAUUUAUCAAGUUGGUGACAAUUUAAAACACCACUUUGUGGUUUUUUACGAAAUGACAUGUACGUGUAGAAAAUUUGAUUUGGACAAGUUUCCAUGUGCGCAUGUAAUUGCUGCAGCAAGGUUUAAAGGAGACGAGGGCUAUAAAUUAUGUACCCCUUUUUACACUAGUAUUUGUUGGAAGCAAGCUUAUUCUAAAUUCGUAUAUCCUUUGCCAAACGAGGUCGAAUGGCAAAUUCCUAAGAAUGUGAUAGUCAGAGAAGUAUUUCCACUAUUGGCACGAAGACAGGGCGGACGACCAACAAAAAGAGGAAAAGGUCGGCCGGAGAGACGCGUGUGGCUCGUAAGUGUAGCAGGUGCAAGAAAACUGGUCAUGUUCGAUCCACUUGCACGGGCCAAGCAGCUAGUAGUGAACAUUAAUGUUGUAACACUAUCUUGUUUUUAUUUUAGGUAUUCAUGUUCAUAUUUUCUCACAGGGAAUGCAAACUACAUUCAUGUCGUUACAAACGACAUUGAUAUUGUUCUAGAGUAA
Molecule: messenger RNA, 1197 nt
Organism: Olea europaea var. sylvestris
Lineage: Eukaryota; Viridiplantae; Streptophyta; Magnoliopsida; Lamiales; Oleaceae
Exons: 3
Coding region: 1-1197 (398 amino acids)
Molecular function (GO): zinc ion binding
Source: RefSeq, a predicted model, not a curated record